AUGUCGGGGAUGAACAGUGAUCAGCUGCACCGUUCCACCUUAAGGAUUUACUCGAGCAUAUUGGAUGAUUUCAACCCCAGCCUAAAGAAACUGGUCUUGCUUGGCAACAGCUAUGUCCAAGCUUUCCGGGCCCUUACUUUCGCAAGUGAGUCUUACUUCAGUGCACUUUCAAGGAUCGGAGAGAAGGCCUUCCACACUGCGUCUUCCCGCCCUAUCGGUGAAGUCCUCCUUCAGAUUUGUGAGAACCAGCGCAGACUCACCACGGAACUGGAUGGAGUGUUCCGCAGGUUUAAUGUGGAGGUUCUUCAGGAGAUGGAAAAAAACAUUCAACUGGACGUAGGCUACAUAGCGGGAAGUCGGGACCACUAUGUGAUGGAGGCCCAGAAACAGGUGGCGGCGAUGCAGAGGCAGAGAAGAGCAAGCGGCCUGGAAGGUAGUGAGCAUGUACAAUUCCUCAGGGAGAGCCACGGAGAGGCUCUGAAGGAAGAGGAGCGGCGAUACCGCUUUGUGGCUGAGAAGCACUGCGGCCUGAUGCAGUCCUUCGCCCAACUCAUGAAUAAGACAGGAGGAACUCUCCAGCAUAAGGCUGAGGGCUGGAUGGAGGAGACCGGCGCCACCAGACAAGUCGAGGUCCGGCGACCCGCUGCUCCGGACAACGCCGCGCUUAGGAGACAGAGCAGAGAGGAGCCGCUCGGCAAGAUCCCAUCGAGAGCCCCGUCCCCACAGGGGAGCAUCCGCUCCCCAGCAGGCUCACUGGCAGGCGGCGGCGGCGGCGGCGGUGGAAGAUCCAUGAGGGCCAAGGUGGCCCACCAGCCCUCCAGCUCCAACCCCACCCUGCUGCCCUUCGCCCGGGGACAGAUCAUCACCGUGAUGGUUCAGCAGCACAAGAACGGCUGGCUGUACGGACGCCUGGAAAACGGCUCGCGCCAGGGCUGGUUUCCAGCCUCAUACGUGGAAGGAGUGCCUGAUGCCCCGGGGUCACCCAGCUUCAGUCACUCCAACAUCCGAAGCAGCAUCGGCAGCAACAUGACCAACUUUAACCCACAAAGAAUGAGCAGCUAUGGUUCUGCUAAUGCCUCUGCCCCGAAUCCUGCCCCGGCCCCUGCCCCGGCUCCUGCCCCGGCCCCUGCCCCGGCUCCGCCCCCUCCACCUCCACCCCAGUCCUACUCUUCAAAUGAAAAAUCUGAGGUGCAACGAGACACACAGGCUUCUGAGAGAAGGACUGAAAACAAGCGGUCAGAACCGCCACAGGGACGACCGGAGCUCUUCCCCAGGGGCACGAAUCCAUUCGCUACAGUGAAGCUGAAACCCACCAAGACCGACGACAGAUCGGCUCCAGUUCUGUUUCGCAGAUGA
Salarias fasciatus (jewelled blenny) is the source of this 1356-nucleotide messenger RNA. It is a transcript of the gene baiap2l2a, whose product is annotated as BAR/IMD domain containing adaptor protein 2 like 2a. The coding region runs from base 1 to 1356 and encodes 451 amino acids. Gene Ontology annotation, biological process: actin crosslink formation; actin filament bundle assembly; positive regulation of actin filament polymerization. Gene Ontology annotation, cellular component: nucleoplasm; cytosol. The transcript is spliced from 14 exons. Gene Ontology annotation, molecular function: protein binding. NCBI's taxonomy places the organism in Eukaryota, Metazoa, Chordata, Actinopteri, Blenniiformes, Blenniidae. The record is from RefSeq and is a predicted model, not a curated record.